AUGAACGUCGAAGGUUCGCAAAACUUUCAGAUAAAAUAUGAUAAAUGCUCCAAAUGUCAUAAUGAAAGAGUUCUUAAAUAUAGUAACGGAGACGUUUGCACUGGUUGUUAUUCUGCACAAUUUCAGUCUGUUAAUAGCGGGAAUUUAGAUAUUGACAAUUUAAUUAAAGCAACACGAAAAAAUAAUAUUCAACAUAGGUUAGAAUGGAUUCCAUUUAAAGAUUUUGCGAAUAUCCAGGACGUUGCAGAGGGUGGAUUUAGUUAUAUAUACACUGCUUUAUGGACAAAAGGGAGAGUGAAAAGCUAUUCUGAAGAAGUAUUUAAUCGGACAGGUCCUAUAAAAAUUGUAUUAAAAAUACUUAAGAAUUCUCAAAAUAUAAACUCUGAAUUUAUAAAGGAGGUAAAUUACGUAAUAUUGCUAAAACCCAACCCAACUCCUCGAAGCGUCAUCUUAUCCGUUUUUAUGGAGUAUCGCAAGAUCCAAUAA
Acaulospora morrowiae is the source of this 486-nucleotide messenger RNA. NCBI's taxonomy places the organism in Eukaryota, Fungi, Glomeromycota, Glomeromycetes, Diversisporales, Acaulosporaceae. The record is from the annotation of a GenBank genome assembly.